AUGAAAAGAAAACAACAAGACGAGAAGGAAAGAAUAAGAGGCAACAACGACCUUCAUGUGAAACGAACACGAUCAAGUAAUCGAAUAUCGGCAGAAGUACAUUAUCAAUCCGAGGGCGUUGUUCUUUCAAAUAACAAUAUUACAAGUAAACGAAGUCGAUCACCUACAGGGGGAAAAGAGAACAUUAUCGGCUUAGAAGAUUCGAAGGAAGACAGAGAAAUCAGUCCAAACAGCGAUAAUGCUACGCUACCAGAAUCGCGGUCGAAGGCUGAUGGCUCACCGAGGGGUCCAACCUUAAGCCCACUCAAAGCUCAGAAUCAAUCGACUCCCAAGUCUUUACGGCAUGGCGACAAAUUAUUCGCAACGCCUAUCAAAGUCAAAGGUAUAACUGGGACAGAUGAAACUCCACGCCUUCGACGCAACAUUGAUCGAUCGGCCAGAAGGAAGAGUACUAGAACCCUCAUUGAACGUACCGUAUUAGGCCUCAAUAGCGACAACGAUGACGAAGAGGAGGACAUUGCGAACCAGAUAUAUGACUCAGACGAAGAUGGUGAAGUUGAAAUAGGCAACGACGAUACAAUUCAAGUAUCUGAAGAGCUACACGAACCAUCUACUCCUUCCAAGCAUAGACGAGGGCAAUUAAAGGGGACAAAGGCUCGGCAAAGAUCAUUGACACCACCUCAGGAUCUUACCCCUCACGAAUUAUACUUCUCUCAAAAUAGGCCUGGGAGGUCCAAAACUGCGAAUUCUAAUCUAUCUUCUUUGGCGUUACUCGAUCACGAAGAAUAUUUUAGUCUUGCCCGGAACUACAAAGACCAGCACGAAGACGAUAUGAACUUUUUACAAGAUGUGCAUGCCAAAUCUUUCAACCAAUGGCAAUUUGAGCUCGGUCAGGACUUCAAUAUCUGUGUUUAUGGUUGGGGUUCAAAAAGGUCUCUUCUUCUCAAAUUUGCUGAAUAUAUCUACAACACAAUGACUGAUUAUUCCCGGGAGAGAAUAGUUGUAGUGAAUGGCUAUGUGCAAAACCUCACAAUUCGAGAGCUUUUGAAUACUAUAGCCUGUUCUAUCUCUGGUCAUGGCACGAAAAUAGGUUCACAACCCGCAGAAAUGCUUGAAAACCUCACGAAUAUACUUGAUGAAGACAAAACUCAACAUGUGACUCUGAUAAUCCAUUCUCUUGAUGGAUCCGCUCUUCGUCGCCCUACAUCCCAAACAAUACUCUCACGCUUGAGUUCACACCCACAGGUACAUCUGGUUGUGUCUGUAGAUCACCCUUCCUUCCAUUUGCUGUGGGAUAGUUCGCUUCGCUCAGCUUUCAACUUUAUAUUUCACGAUUGUACAACCUUUCUACCUUACACAGUAGAAGUCGAUGUUGUAGAUGAAGUACACGAACUUCUGGGGAGAAGCGGACGCAAAGUAGGGGGCAAAGGCGGUGUGAGCUUUGUGCUCAAGAGUUUGCCUGAAAAUGCAAAGAAUCUUUUCAGAGUCUUGGUAGGGGAACAACUUGCAACUAUGGAUGAAAACCUCGUAGGUGAGCAUAAUGAUGACGAUGAAGAUGGCGCGCAGGGAGUUUCUAGUAGGAAGAAUGAGCCUGGUGUCGAAUACCGGGUGCUAUACCAGAAAGCUGUUGAGGAGUUCAUUUGUAGUAAUGAAAUGAAUUUCAGAACUUUGUUGAAAGAGUUUCAUGAUCAUCAAAUGAUAGAGAGUCGAAAAGAUGCUCUGGGGACAGAAGUGCUAUUUGUACCUUUUAGAAAGGAGGAAUUAGAAAACAUUCUUGAGGAUAUUGUAUCGUCCGAUACCCAGGUACUUCAAAAGACUCUUGGCCGGCAAUUGGUUUUGAGUAACAAAUAUAGGAAGCUAUUGACAAUGGCUCGUGCAGUUCCUAAGAAUCCUUUGAUAUUUGUUCUUGGUGCGACUGGUACUGGAAAAUCACAAUUGGCUAUCGACCUCGCAAAACGAUUUAAUGGCGAAAUAAUAAAUGGCGAUGCUGUGCAAAUGUACGAAGGCUUGCCUAUCAUUACAAACAAGGUCACUAUCGAAGAACAAAAUGGUAUCCCACAUCACUUGCUAGGAUUUAUUCCCCUGGAUGCGGAAACAUGGACGGUAGGGACAUUCAAGGAUCGAGCAAGCAAGAUAAUCCAAGAAAUUCGAUCCAGGGGGCGGAUACCCAUUGUAGUAGGUGGAACGCAUUACUAUACACAGUCUCUUCUAUUUGAACAUGAGCUCGUUUCCUCCGGGAAAGGUUCUGGGGAAGGGCCGGAUAAUGAACAACUCUCCAUAGACGAAAUAUCCAAACGAUUCCCAAUACUCGAUGCACCCACAGAACAAAUACUGGAUCGAUUGAAGGAAGUUGAUCCCACCAUGGCUGCGCAGUGGCAUCCCAAUGACCGGCGCAAAAUUCAAACAUCGCUGCAAAUAUUCUUAACAAGUGGAAAGAGAGCCUCCGAUAUCUAUAAGGAGCAGAGAGAGGCAAAAGCCAUGGCCCAGGCAACCUCGGACGGGAAAUCAGAUCAUCCAGGCACAUUCAACAUAGGCUCACCACUGCUAUUUUGGGUUCAUGCGAAAUCAGACAUUCUCAAAUCGAGGCUUGACAAAAGAGUCGAUAAGAUGAUUGAUGUUGGCCUAUUGGAUGAAGUCAAGUCUAUGGAGACAAUUCGCCAAGAAUAUAUUCGUGGUGGUGCUGAUCUUGAUCUUUCUCGUGGAAUAUGGGCCUCUAUCGGCUGGAAGGAAUUUGAGCUGUACCUACGCGCCCUUGAGCAGGAGGACAGAGAUCCAAAGAAGCUAGAUGCCCUCCGCGAUGAUUCGCUAGAAAAAAUGAAGGCAGCCACCCGACAAUAUGCGAAAAGACAAAUUCGAUGGAUUGGUCUGAAAUUGAUACCAAGUCUUGUUCAAAUCAACGCCCUCGAUAGAUUAUAUCUUCUCGAUGGAACUGAUGUAUCAUCAUGGUUAGAGAAUGUGUCAGACCCUGCUAUUGGUAUUACCCAAGAAUUCCUUCUAGGCAGCAAGCUGCCAUCACCAAGUGGAAUGUCAACUCUAGCCGGAGAAUUUCUAAAUCCCGAAAAGCCCUUGCAACAUUCCCAGAGCAAAGCCCGUUGGGUGCCGCAGAGGUGUGAAACAUGUCACAUCGUCGUUAUGACAGAAGCUCAAUGGCAAGCGCAUUCUACAACCCGCGCACAUCGACGAAUGGUAAAGAAGUUGCAGAAAAAUGGGGUUAAUGGUAGGUCCUAUCACGAUAGCGAAAGGGGUGGUAGCACAUCAUCAUUUACAACUUGA
This is a messenger RNA of Botrytis porri, 3273 nucleotides long. RefSeq lists its product as uncharacterized. The transcript has 5 exons. Gene Ontology annotation, biological process: tRNA processing; DNA replication. The coding region runs from base 1 to 3273 and encodes 1090 amino acids. Gene Ontology annotation, molecular function: DNA replication origin binding. NCBI's taxonomy places the organism in Eukaryota, Fungi, Ascomycota, Leotiomycetes, Helotiales, Sclerotiniaceae. Gene Ontology annotation, cellular component: nuclear origin of replication recognition complex; nucleus. The record is from RefSeq and is a predicted model, not a curated record.